This is a messenger RNA of Hibiscus syriacus, 1033 nucleotides long. RefSeq lists its product as uncharacterized. Bases 121 to 1002 code for a protein of 293 amino acids. The transcript has 2 exons. NCBI's taxonomy places the organism in Eukaryota, Viridiplantae, Streptophyta, Magnoliopsida, Malvales, Malvaceae. The record is from RefSeq and is a predicted model, not a curated record.
CGACUGUACGACCUUCGUCUUAAAAUUCCAGGCCAAAACCUCUAGUGGUAAAUCCCCAAUCCUCAAAUUUAUUUACAAAAGAACCCCUUACUGUUCUCCUUCAUCUUCAGGGUAACAAAUAUGGAAGUUUUUGAAAAGACAACAGAAACCCUUUCUGGGGAUAAGUCUUUAGACCAAGAUGCUAAUGAAGGCUCUAAAGCUGCUGGGUUUACUGCCGAGAAUUCAUGGGAAAAUGGUUUUAGGGUUUCUAUAAAUGGAAAGGGAGGUUCUUGUAUUGGUGAAGACGGUGAGGGACUUGAGGAUUCUGAAAUGAAUGGGGUUUCUUCUUUGUUACAAAUGAAAGGAAGUGAUAGGAACAUUGAUGUUAAUGGUGGAAGGAGUGAGAGUGGUGAAGGGUUUGACACUCUUUUAGGUGCCGUUGAUCAAAGUAAAGAAAUUGAUGUUGAAAAUGUAUUGCCAAAUGGUGACCAUGACGGUGAAACCGUGAAAUUCGAAGAGAAAGAUGAUGGUGGUAAGAUGGUAAUGAAUGAAUUAGAUGACGCCUAUGAUGGUGGUGGUGGGUUUUCUUCUGGUUAUUUUGUAUGGGGUAAGAUUAAGAAUCAUCCAUGGUGGCCGGGACAGGUUUAUGAUCCGACCGAUGCGUCGGAUUAUGCGGUGAAGAUUAGACAGAAGGGAAGACUCCUUGUUGCGUACUUCGGUGAUAGUUCAUUUGCGUGGUGCCAUCCAUCUCAAUUGAAGCCUUUCGAAGAGAAUUUUCAGGACAUGUCGAAGUUGAGUAGCUCUAAGAACUUUGUCAAUGCUGUAUGGACUUCCGUUGAUGAAAUUGGAAGACUUGUGGAGUCGAAAAUGACUUGCUCGUGUGUUCCAAAGGAGAAUUGUGUCGGACUGGACCGGCCUCUGGCAGAGAAUGCUGGGAUAAAGGAAGGAGUUCUUGUUCCUGAAGGUGGAAUUGAAAGGUUUCAGUUGGUCUCUUUGAGCCCAAAGAAGUUCUUGGUAAAUUGAAACAAGUUUCACAGGCUCUUUCAACCAGUAA